AUGCGGUGUAGAAACAUGUUCUUCUCGUUUAAGGCAUCUCUUUGUGGCUGCGGGGCUGCCACCGGCCCGAGUUUGACAGCUAUCGGCUGUACUCUGAACUGCAGUUGCCAAAGCUUCAAGCCUGGGAAGAUAAACCACCGUCAGUGCGAACAGUGCAGGCACGGAUGGGUGGCUCAUGCCCUCAGUAAGCUGAGGAUCCCCCCUGUGUAUCCGACAAGCCAAGUGGAAAUUGUCCAGUCCAGUGUGGUGUUCGAUAUCAGCAGCCUCAUGCUCUAUGGGACCCAGGCCAUUCCCGUUCGCCUGAAAAUCCUGCUGGACCGGCUCUUCAGUGUGCUGAAGCAGGAUGAGGUCCUGCAGAUCCUCCACGCCUUGGACUGGACGCUUCAGGAUUACAUCCGUGGCUAUGUGCUACAGGAUGCCUCAGGGAAGGUGUUGGAUCACUGGAGCAUCAUGACCAGUGAGGAGGAAGUGGCUACCUUGCAGCAGUUCCUUCGUUUUGGAGAGACCAAGUCCAUAGUUGAGCUCAUGGCAAUCCAAGAGAAGGAAGAGCAGUCCAUCAUCAUCCCACCCUCCACGGCAAACGUGGACAUCAGGGCUUUCAUCGAGAGCUGCAGCCAUAGGAGUGCCAACCUCCCCACUCCAGUGGACAAGGGAAACCCCAGCAACAUGCACCCCUUUGAGAACCUUAUAAGCAACAUGACUUUUAUGUUGCCUUUCCAGUUCUUCAACCCUCUGCCUCCUGCUCUGAUAGGGUCACUGCCUGAGCAAUAUAUGCUGGAGCAGGGUCAGGACCAGAGCCAGGACCCCAAACAGGAGCUCCACGGGCCCUUCUCUGACAGCAGCUUCUUAACUUCCACACCAUUUCAGGUUGAAAAAGAACAGUGUCUGAACUGUCCAGAGGCCGUCACCCAAAAGGAAGACGGUGCACACUUAAGUGACUCCAGCUCCUACAGCAUCGCCACCAAGCUGGAAAGGACCCAGCUGUCGCCUGAGGCCAAAGGGAAGCCUGAGAGGACCAGCCUUGGAGCAAAGAAGGGCCGCGUGUUCUGCACCGCGUGCGAGAAGACGUUCUACGACAAGGGCACUCUCAAGAUCCACUACAACGCCGUCCACCUGAAGAUCAAGCACAAGUGCACCAUCGAAGGCUGUAACAUGGUGUUCAGCUCCCUGAGGAGCAGGAACCGGCACAGCGCCAACCCCAACCCCCGCCUGCACAUGCCAAUGAACAGAAACAACCGCGACAAAGACCUCAGGAACAGCCUGAACCUGCCAAGCUCAGGGACCUACAAGCGCCCGGGCUUCACGGUGAUGUCUCCGGACUGCGGGCCCCUCCCAGCCUACGCUAGCUCUGUGGAGGACUCCAAAGGCCAACCGACUUUUUCCAGCAUUGGGCAAAACGGUGUCCUUUUCCCUAACCUAAAGACUAUCCAGCCAGUCCUUCCUUUCUACCGCAGUCCAGCUACUCCCGCUGAGCUGGCAAACACACCUGGCAUGCUGCCUUCUCUCCCUCUGUUGUCCUCUUCAAUCCCAGAACAGCUGGCUUCCACGGAAAUGCCAUUUGAUGCUCUUCCCAAGAAGAAAUCCCGGAAGUCCAGUAUGCCUAUCAAAAUAGAGAAAGAAGCUGUGGAGAUAGCUGAUGAGAAGAGACACAGACUCAGCUCAGAUGAUGACACUCCCCUGCAGGUAGUCAGUGAAGAUGAGCCAGAGGACAACAGCCCUCAGUCAGAAGUGGUGCCUGAGGAGCAGCAUACCAAGCUAAGCCCAGAGAAGCCUCCCCCACAGGGGGAAAGACCGUGCCAUCUUGAAUCUGUGAUUGAGUCUCACAGAGCUGUCAGCAGAACCCUUGAGCAGACUACACACACAGAGAGGGAGGCUGAGCAGAAGUUAGCGUUGACCUCAGCGAUGCCAAGAGAGGAUGGUGGCCAUGAGCGCCACUGCACACCUGGUCUGGGGCCCCAAAUCCCUUUUCCUGACUACGUGGAAUGGCAGCAGCGCCUGCUGGCUGGGGGCCUCUUGAGUGCGUUGUCCAAUAGGGGGAUGGCUUUUCCUUUCCUGGAAGAGUCUAAAGAAUUGGAACAGCUGGGCGAGCAUGCUCUGGUGAGAGAGAAGGAAGAGAACCACUUCCAGUGUGACAUCUGCAAGAAGACCUUUAAAAACGCCUGCAGCGUGAAGACACACCAUAAGAACGCACAUGCCAAAGACACCCACACGUGCACGGUGGAGGGGUGCCGUGCCGCCUUCCCAUCCCGGAGAAGCAGAGACAGACACAGCGCGAACCUCAGCCUCCACCAGAAGGUACUGAGUGAUGAAACAUUGGAGAGUAGUGAGGACCACUUCCGUGCAGCUUACCUUCUGCAGGAUGUGGCCAAGGAGGCCUAUCCGGAUGUGGCUUUCACGCCACAAGCAUCACAGACAUCUGUCAUCUUCAAGGGAACGAGUGGCAUGGGCAGUCUGGUUUACCCAAUAUCUCAAGUUCACAGUGCCGGCCUGGAGAGCUACAACUCCGGUCCCCCUAGCGAGGGCACCAUCCUGGAUUUGAGCACUACCUCAAGUAUGAAGUCAGAGAGCAGCAGUCACUCCUCGUGGGACUCUGAUGGGGUGAGCGAGGAGGGUGCUGCUCUUCUGGAGGACAGUGACGGGAACCUUGAAGGACAGAGCCUUGUCUCUGGGGAAGACGAGUACCCCAUCUGUGUGCUGAUGGAGAAGGCUGACCAGAGCCUUGCUGGUCUGCCCUCUGGCUUGCCCAUAACCUGUCAUCUCUGCCAAAAGAUAUACAGUAACAAAGGGACCUUCAGGGCCCAUUACAAAACCGUGCACCUCCGCCAGCUCCACAAGUGCAAAGUGCCGGGCUGCAACACCAUGUUCUCCUCUGUCCGCAGCAGGAACAGGCACAGCCAGAACCCCAACCUGCACAAGAGCCUGGCCUCGUCUCCAAGCCACCUCCAGUAG
Psammomys obesus (fat sand rat) is the source of this 2949-nucleotide messenger RNA. RefSeq names its product basonuclin 1 (gene Bnc1). The coding region runs from base 1 to 2949 and encodes 982 amino acids. Lineage: Eukaryota; Metazoa; Chordata; Mammalia; Rodentia; Muridae. Gene Ontology annotation, biological process: regulation of transcription by RNA polymerase I. The record is from RefSeq and is a predicted model, not a curated record. The transcript is spliced from 5 exons. Gene Ontology annotation, cellular component: nucleus.